Paraglomus occultum is the source of this 1590-nucleotide messenger RNA. Lineage: Eukaryota; Fungi; Glomeromycota; Glomeromycetes; Paraglomerales; Paraglomeraceae. The record is from the annotation of a GenBank genome assembly.
AUGCCACCAAUUUUUCCAUCCGCUCUUCCAUUCACGCCUCUGCUUCGUCUCUUUAACCAAAUUACCAAACCCGUCAUUUUUAAUACUUAUUCCCACAACUUUUCCAGAACCCGUACCACACUUUCUCUCAUAAACCCGUCUACCGCCACAUCGCUCCCUUCUGUCCUUUCCUCGACUCCUGUCGACGUUUCCUCUGCUGUUCAUGCAGCACAGAAAGCGUUGCACGGCAACUGGGGACAAUUAUCCGGUGCAGAAAGGAGAGAAGUAUUGAGAGACAUUGCAGAUGCAAUCGAAAAGCGUUUAAAAGAUUUUGUACAAGUGGAAAUUACAAAUGCGGGAAUGGUAAAAAAGGAUGCGAUAGAUGAAGUUAACGAAGCGGUAGAGUGUUUUCGCUUCUUCGCAGGAUAUGCCGACAAGCGUUAUGGUACAUCCUAUUCUGCACUCUCUCGUAUUUACCACUCUUACAAGGUCCCUUCUCCAUAUGGUAUCACUGCAUUGAUCACUCCUUUUAAUUAUCCUCUUCUUCUUGCAUGCUGGAAACUGGCCCCCGCAUUAGCUUGCGGUAACACAGUCCUCCUCAAACCCGCACCACAGACUCCGUUAGCUGCGUUGUUGUUGGGCAAGGUUAUUGAGGAUGUUGGUGUAGACAAGGGAGUCGUAAAUGUAUUGCCUGGAGGUAGAGACGUUGGGCUGGAAGUGGUGAAGAAUGAACACGUUAAAAUGGUUAGCUUUACCGGAAGUCUCAAAGGAGGGCGAGAAGUCUUGAGAACGAUAGGAAAUGAAGAUGAAAAUUCAACACCAAAGAGCAUAUAUGGGUCACGCGUUAACCACUCGAACGCAAUGGAAUUCACUAAACCGACGGCAACCCUAAAAAAAAUGCUCUUAGAAUUGGGCGGAAAUGCUCCCUUGAUCGUCUUCCCGGACGUAGACUUGUCAGCCGCGGUCGAAGACGUUAUAAUGGCAUCCUUUUCCAAUGCAGGGCAAAAUUGCUGUGCUGGAAAGCGUCUCUACAUCCACCAAGAUGUCUAUUCAAAGUUUCUCGACAAACUUUACGAUCGCGUAAAAUCCCUUCGUGUCGAUAAUGCAGACAAAGAAGAUACUGAAGUAGGACCUGUUAUCAGCGAAACUGCUCUUAAUGAGAUUGUUGAAUGGGUUGAGAGGGAAAUAGAGGCGAAAAAAGUCGAGGUCAUUUACGGCGGAAAAAGAAUGGAGAGAAAGGGGUUUUUCGUAUAUCCGACAUUGUUAAAGCCGACAACCAAUGAUGCGAACGUGGGAUACGACGCAGGUGAAGUAUUCGGACCCGUUCUGACGGUAAUGUCUUUUCGUUCAAUGGAAGAGGUCGUCGCAUCUGCCAAUUUGUCGGGAUAUGGAUUAGCGGCUGGUGUAUGGACGAGCGAUUUCGCACGAGCAGAAUAUUGUAUCAGCAAAUUAAAUGCAGGCGUAGUUUGGGUUAAUUGUUAUAAUGCUACACAUCCUUAUUUGUGUUUUGGUGGGAUGGGAAAUAGUGGUUUUGGAAGGGAAUUGGGUGUAGAAGCGAUGAAGGAAUAUUCGGUGCUGAAGAGCAUCUGUGUCAGGAGGGGGAAAUUGUAA